GACAUACCAUUCUCUGCGCAAGCAGCGGGAGACACGCGCGACUUUGGCCAAUCUGUUCCACGUUCGUCCGCCAUUAUAUAGCGCCGUGGCAACGAGUUACGUACCGUACCGUACCGUGGCCGCUAUUCUCCGGCGAGUGAGAAGAGUGCGCGACGCGACGCUUACCGACGCUCGGCGUCGCCGAGUCGAGCGAGUCGUGCGAACGAGUUCGAGCGAGCGAGCCAGCCAACGUCGGGGGAGUAACCAGCCGAAAAGCCCGAGCUAAGCCCAGCGCUGCUGUUAUCGCUACUGUUGGAGCAGCGCGGUCCCGAGCGGAGGAGUGCGAGUGAUCGCGCGAAGGGAGCGUCCGAGAGUGUCGGGAGAGUGUCGCUCGACGCGGCCACGCCGUCGCCGCCGAGUCGCGGGGAAGCCGGCGCGUUCCCCGAUCCCGUGCCGAGGGGAAAAAGAGAGAGAGAGAGAGACAUGGAGAACAGACCGUCGCCGCUGCGCUCGCGGCGCGUCUGCCGAUUCUGCCUGACGGAAGCGGAACCGUUGAGCUUCAUUUACGAGCGCGACCACAACAAGCCGUUCCAGGUGCCGCUCACGCUGCAAAUCAUGUCCUGCGUCGCCAUCGAGGUGUACGCUGCGGAUGGGAUGCCACAAAUGAUUUGCAGCAUGUGCCGCUGGAACCUGGACCGUUCAUAUAAAUUCAAACUGCAAUGUAAGAAGGCUGAUGAGGCGCUACGAGACUAUCCUCUGUCUGGGGUAUUGCCCAGACCUUUCCCGCCCAUUCCCAACGAUCCUCCGAUAGAGACCGGCAACAAGAGACCUGCCGAAUCCAGAUUGCAGCAUGAUAGCGCCAAAAAGCCACGUUCCGAUAACGAUAAUCAGAGAGAUACCCGAGAGAGACGCGAGACGAGAGAAAGAGAAAGGGAAAAGGACAGACAGAAUGAAAAGAAGGAUAAGUCUAGUGACCGCCACGAUCUUUACGAGGAGCAGGAUGGAGGUAGCGAGGGUGAGCAGGAGGAAGCAAACAACAUCAAGGAAGAAAGAAAACUGGAGCCCGGAGAGAUCAGAGUGCACGCUUGUGAUCAGUGCGAGCGCACAUUCCCCCUACGUCAGGCUCUGGCGUUGCACAUUCAGCGCGCACAUCGCGAUCGCAACUACAAGUGCACCGAGUGCGAACGGCAUUUCUUCAGUAAGUAUGACCUUAACAAGCAUAUGAGCACGCAUUCGGAGGAAAAGCCUUUCUCAUGCACGAUCUGCCAGAAGCAAUUCUCGCGCUUGAACUUGUUGCAACGUCACGAGAAGGUGCAUCGAGAUGAAGCUCGUUACGCUUGCCAGCACUGUGAUCGCGAAUUCUUCACCACGGAGGAGCUCGAGAAGCACGAGGACGCGAUGCACAAAAAGGACAAGCCGUUCCAGUGCAACAUCUGCAACAAGCGCUUCCAGUACAAGCAGGGCUUGGAGCGGCACGAGAUGCUGCACAGCGAGGACAAGACGUUCGUUUGCGACUACUGCAAGGAGGCCUUCCACACCAGCACCAAGCUGGCCCGGCAUCUAUCCACGCACGCCGGUCACCGGCCGUUCAUGUGUAAAUUGUGCCCGCGCACGUUUUUGCUCUCGCAUCACUUGACGAGACACAUGCGAACCCAUUCCGUCGAGAAACGCCACGUGUGCGAGGAUUGCGGUAAAGCGUUCAAGCGUAAGGAGAGCUUGGAAGUGCAUCAGCUGACGCACACGAAGCGCACGGGAAUGGGCCUCACGUGCGAUGUCUGCCAAGAGUCCUGUCGCAAUCGCGCCGAUUACGUCACUCACAUCAAGCAACAUAUCGAGGCGGGCGAGAAGAUGGGUCCGGACGGUCUGCAGCCCGACAACAAGAACAAGUCCCUCGAGCUAGAUUCGGACGAAGAUGAGGAGGAAGAGGAUCAGUAUUCAGACGGCGACGAUGAUUACACGCCGCCAGCUUAUAUCGCGAAGAAAAUACCGAAGGCAAUACCCAGAGCUUCGGAAAGUGAAGAGGAGGAGGAAGAUGAUGGAGAGGACAAGGAAGAGAAAGCCGAAAGGCAGGAAAAGGAAGAACGCAAGGAGCACCAGGUGGUUUACCUGCGCAACAAGGACGGCAACAUGGUCAAGAAGACCAUUAAGACACUGAUGCCAAUCCAACGGCGCGAUAUUCAAGAACAGAAGACCGUGAAACAGAGCACUCCUACCGGUUCCGUUUCUCAGAGCAGUUUGAAACCUUCUUCCUCGCCGCAGAUCAAGGAAGAGAACGUCAAGAGCAGCCGCGUUGACGAGACCGAGGCGCAGGUGCAAAAGAUUGUCGCCUCGGUAUUUAAGGAACACAAGAUCCCGCUGAAACAUCAGCAAAACGCCGGCCAGGAUCAGUCUAAAGAUCCAGCAGCUCCAGUGACGAGAUCCCAGACUGCUUCUCAGGAGGUUCACAAGGAUAACGACAUAAAGACGGAGACUUCUAUUACGGCCACUCCGAAAGCCGUUAAUACGGUUAAAGUGAUUAAAAGAAUCGUGUUGAGGAAGUCAGCGGGAACCAGUAACGAGGGAACACCGGUCAGUACACCCGGUGUCAAGGAUGGAGACACCAGCAGCACUCCGGGCUCGCACAAGGUUAAGCGUGUGAUUGUUCGUAGAAUCAUCCGUCAGGGCGAUACUACUCGCGAAGUCAUCAUGAAUCCAGACGGCACCGCGAUAGACCCCGCGGAAUUGGCCAAGUUGCCGACUGGUAACGUAGUGAAGCGAGUAGUGGUGAAGCGGCCGUUCGACAAGAGUCAGAGCCUGGUGCAAGCGGUACUGCAAUCCGCGGAGCAACGUCAGAAAGCAGCCGAUACGUGCAUCCUGAACGAGAAGUUCGAAUUGAAGACGUCCCCUUCACCCAGCGGCGGAGCUGCGAAGAGCUCGAUCGCUUCACAGAAGGCACAGGUGAUUUCCCAGGGUCAGGAUCAGGAGACUAAGGAGAAGCUGGAACAACUGGAGAAGCGAGUCGAGCAGCAAAGGUUGAAGAUUGAGGAACUCCAAGCCAGGAAGGCGCAGCAAGAUUACGAGGCAAUCGAUGAGAUGUUGCCGGAACGACACGACGAAUCCGAAGAUGAACAGCAGCUACCGCUCAAGAGGGUGUUCGUGAAACGAAAGCAGAGUAUAUACGACGAGGAGCGAGAAUACAAUGACGACGUGGAAACGGAAGCGACGAAGAUCACUCCGACCCAAGAAGUGAAGGACAACGUCGAGCAAGAAUCGGUGAAGGAAGAGGAGAAAUCCAUAGAAGAGACACUGGAAAAUGUUCAGAAGGAGAUUCAGAGCGCGUCGAAAACCACGACAACCACCACCGCCAGUAACAGCAGCCCUACUACCACGAAUAAUACCACGAGCACACCCUCUAAGAAGGGUCCGACGAUUUCAAGCAACAAGGUGUACUCGAACAAGCGCUACAUGAUCGUCAAAUCUGGCGAGGCGUCAGAAGUGGAGGAGAUGAGUCGCGAGUUGUGCAGCAUCCUAGAAACGUCCGACAACGUGGUGAAGAUGCAGGAGACUAUGCUGAGCGAUCUCACGCAAAUUUCCGGUAUCGCAACGUCAGCAGCACCAGAGAUAAACACGUCGAGCGCGUCCGCGAAGCUGAAGACCGUCAACUCGUCGAUGGAAGUCGACGAGCACAUUGAGCAAGAUUGCACGAUAGAUUGCGACGUGGCCAAUAUCAAGGAAGAGACCGCGAUGGAGGUGGAGGUUGCGCAGGAGACGGAAAUUAAGUUGGAUCCCGAGGCGGACGAGGUUGUACAGGUGAGCGCUACGCAAGAAGAGACUCAGCCCGAGGGUGCAACUCUGACGCUGGACACUCAGGAUCUUUCUGAGACUGCCUCGAUCUUCGAGUCGUCGGAUGACGUGCUGGAAGUACGGAAAUCGACGGACGAUAAUCUGACCGAAUCCGUUAUCGAGCUAUCGCAAGCUAACGACACCAUCAAUCUGAACGAUACCAACGACAGUCAAGACAGCCUGGAAGAUAAACUCUCGCAAAUGGAAGGUUAAAAAAGGUUUGAUUCUAUUUUAUUUCGUUUGUCUAUUUUAUUCAAGUGCUACGUCAAGUAAAAAUCUCGAAUUUGCUAGAUCCGAGAUCCUCUCGCACUAAUUAAUUUUGAUAAUAUUAGUAAAUCGCGCUGUUUAGUUUAAGUAACGUCAAUAUUAGCAUCCAGGAUUAUGGAGCGUAUUAUUACUGGAUUAAUGUUUAUGUAAUAGUUAUACCAAUAAAACAGAUGAUAUAAUAUUGCAGUUAUGAAGCAAUAAAAUUAAUUUUGCAUGCAAAAGAAACUUUAGAAUCACUUUAAUUUAAAAAACAAAGUUUAAAA
Molecule: messenger RNA, 4331 nt
Organism: Camponotus floridanus (Florida carpenter ant)
Lineage: Eukaryota; Metazoa; Arthropoda; Insecta; Hymenoptera; Formicidae
Exons: 2
Coding region: 463-4014 (1183 amino acids)
Biological process (GO): regulation of transcription by RNA polymerase II
Cellular component (GO): nucleus
Molecular function (GO): RNA polymerase II cis-regulatory region sequence-specific DNA binding; DNA-binding transcription factor activity; zinc ion binding
Source: RefSeq, a predicted model, not a curated record